This is a messenger RNA of Nematostella vectensis (starlet sea anemone), 4747 nucleotides long. RefSeq lists its product as uncharacterized. Gene Ontology annotation, molecular function: nucleic acid binding. The record is from RefSeq and is a predicted model, not a curated record. The transcript has 2 exons. Gene Ontology annotation, biological process: DNA integration. Lineage: Eukaryota; Metazoa; Cnidaria; Anthozoa; Actiniaria; Edwardsiidae. The coding region runs from base 248 to 4291 and encodes 1347 amino acids.
GUUUGUUAUAAUAUUAUUUGUUUUGGGCCCCCUGUGGCCCCUUAUUUAUCUUAUGGGCCCCCCGAGGAUAGGGCUCCUCGUUGUCUUAUGUUGUAGUUUUUCACUCGGUAGAUUUGAUUUUGUAGAGCUUUAUUGUACAAAAAACAACCGAAUUUUGAAGUAAACACCAUUUAUUACAUGGUGUCAGAAGUGGUUAACCACUGGAGAAUAUUAAUUGUUAAAGAAAAGUCGACAAAACAAGGAAACGAUGGCCGAAAGUGGGGAAAUGUAUCAUCGAGCUCCGGGACCUUUGGUGUUGGAUGCGAAUGCAUCAGAAAAUUGGAGAAAGUUCCUAAUGCAGUUCGAAAUUUACUUGGUUGCAAAAGGAAAGGACGACAAGGGAGAUAAGUUAAAAGUUAAUUUGUUACUUAACUGUGCUGGACCGAGUGCAAUUGAAGAGUAUAGCCACUUUGUGUAUACUGCAGGCGAGAGUAAUGAAUCUUAUGGUGAUGUGUGCCGAAAGUUCCAUGAACUUUGUCGAGCAGCUAAGAAUGUCAUUUAUGAGCGACUGCUCUUCAAUCUUAGAAACCAAAAGGAGGGUGAACGAAUUGACAACUUUGUUAGUGAGCUAAAACGGCUUUCAUUAAACUGUGACUUUGGAGCACUUAGAGAUUCAUUGAUACGAGACCGUAUUGUGGAGGGAGUAACCAGCGAUGAAUUGCGAGGGGAGUUGUUGAAAAAGCCAGACCUUACCCUACAAACCGCGCAUGAUUACUGCAGAACUUAUGAGGCGACUGAGCUGCAGAAGUAUAAGUUUGUUCCACAGACAGUAGUCCCAAGUAAAACAGUGUCUGUGCAACCAGUCCAAGUUAAGAAAGAACAGCCGUCUUGUAAGUUCUGUGGAUAUCGCCAUUCAUUUGCACACCCAACACGAUGCCCAGCCUUUAAAAGGAAUUGCAAGAUUUGUAGCAAAACAGGCCAUUUUGCAAAGAUGUGUAAAAACAAACAGAAAAAAGAUCCAGAAGUGCAUGUGGUGGAACAGGAGUAUGACUCAAGUGACAGCAACGAAACCCACACAUACUUUGGAUCCAUUGAAGUCGGAAGCGUGUUACAGAACCAGCAACCCAAAAAGAGCUUGAUAAAAGUCAUGAUAGCAGGAAAAGAGGUCAAACUGAAAGCAGACACGGGUGCGGAGGCUACUGUCAUCCCCUACAACUUGUACAAGAGCAUCACCAACAAGCCGUUGAAACGUGUACACCAGCCUUUGAAGGGCUGGCUUGCGACUAAGCCCAUCUACUCUAAAGGAUGUGUCCGCCUUCCAACACAGUACAAAGAUCGAAAGAUAGAUCUGUUAUAUCUUGUAGUUGAUGGAGAGUUCACCCCACUACUAAGUUGUGAGGCUUGCCUUGAUCUUGAAGUCCUACAGUUCAUGGAUCUCACAUUGCUAGAUUCACCAUCAGCACAAACAUCAAACAUCGACUUGUCCAGAGAACAAAGCAAAAGUACCACAACCCUCACAAGUGACCCUGUUCUGAAAGAUUACCUUGAUUGCUUCAGUAACAAACCAGGAAUGUUACCCAACAAAGUACACCUAGAGGUAGACUCUGCAGUAACUCCAGUUAUACACGCACCCAGAAAGAUCCCAGUAUCCAUGUUAGACCCAACUCAACAGAAGCUGAGAGAGAUGGAAGAAGAUGGGAUCAUUGUUAAAGAAGAAGAACAUACCCCUUGGGUCUCUUCGAUGUUAGUAAUCGAUAAACGAAAAGGCAAAGAAAAGAAAAGCCCACCAACCAAAGACAACAUCAGAAUAUGUAUAGACCCACGUGACCUCAAUAGAGCCCUCAAGAGACCCCAUUAUCCGAUGGCCACAGUGGAACAGGUUGCCAACAAACUCACCGGUGCUGAAAUAUUCUCAACGUUGGAUGCAUGCAGCGGUUUUUGGCAACUACCAGUAGACGAAGAAAGCUCGAAGCUCCUGACUUUCAAUACCCCCUGGGGUCGAUACAGAUUCCUGCGGCUCCCAUUCGGCAUAAGUUCCGCGCCCGAGAUUUACCAACGAGAGAUGGACCGACUCUUCGCAGGAGUACCAGUAGAAAUAAUCGUUGACGACUUUUUGAUACAUGGUGGAAAUCAAUGUGAGCUAGAUGACAAGAUGAUUGCAGUAUUGAAGAGGAGCCGUGAGAUAGGUCUAAAGUUAAAUCCACGUAAAACCAAACUUCGAGUUCCUGAAGUCAGCUACGUUGGACACCUAUUUACUGCAGACGGUUUAAAGCCUGAUCCUGAAAAGGUAAGAGCUAUCAACGAGAUGCCUGCCCCGACCGAUAAAGAUGGCAUACUACGUUUCCUAGGAACUGUAAACUAUCUGGAUAAAUUUAUUGAACAUAAAGCUGAUCUCCAGGGCCCUAUCUCGCAGCUAACAAGGAAUGAUACCGCAUUCGUAUGGGAGACACCUCAACAGCAUGCAUUUGACAAGCUCAAAGCAGUCAUUACCUCAGCGCCAGUUUUAGCCUAUUUUGACAACACCAAAGAGACAGUGCUUAAUGUUGAUGCAAGUGGCACGGGAUUAGGUGCUGUGAUUCUGCAGGACGAAAGACCUGUAGCAUUUGGCUCAAAAACACUAUCACCUGCUGAGACAAGGUAUGCCAACAUCGAGCGAGAGCUUCUGGCAAUUGUCUGGGGAACUGAAAAGUUCCAUACUUAUGUUUAUGGACGUCGUGUUGUAGUUGAAACCGACCACAAACCACUAGAAGCCAUCUUCAAAAAGCCCUUGAAUGAAGCACCACCGAGAUUGCAGAGGAUGUUGUUAAAGCUGACAAAGUAUGACCUUGAUGUUCGUUAUGUGCCAGGAAAGAAACAAUUCAUCUCAGAUUGCUUAAGCAGAGCCCCAGUUAGUGACACUAAACCAGUUAGUGAACCAGAAGAGAUGAUUGGAAUCAACUUAAUUGACAGUCUUGGUGUAGAUUCAAGCACUUUGCAAAAAUUCAAGGAAGCAUCAAACUGCGAUGUUACCUCUCAAGUGGUCAUGGAAUAUGUCGUUAAAGGUUGGCCAGCAGAAAAACAUCAACUUGAUGAGCUAGCGAGAGAAUACUGGAGUUUUAGAGAGGAACUUAGCGUAGAAGAUGGUUUGUUAUUCAAAGCAGACAGAAUCAUUGUCCCGAGAUCGUUGAGGGCAGAGGUGCUAGAAGAAAUUCAUGGCGCACACAUGGGUGAGAACAAAAGUCUCAGUUUUGCAAGAGAAUAUGUUUUCUGGCCCUCAAUGACUGCACAGAUCAAAGACAAGAUUAGUUCCUGCUCCAUAUGUAAUGCCUUCCGAAACCAACAGCCAAGAGAGACCCUACUACCACGUGAGGUUCCUGGAUUGCCUUGGCAAGUGAUCAGUACUGACAUCUUUGAAUAUGCCGGACAUUCCUAUUUGCUUGUUACCGAUUUGUAUUCAAAGUACUUUGAGAUUGAGUUGUUACGCCAAACCACUGCUAAUUGUGUUAUCAAUAACUUAAAGAAGAUUUUUGCAAGGUUUGGGAUCCCGGUGGAAGUUCUGAGCGACAAUGGCUCCCAGUACAGUAACACUAGAAACCUUUUUAAUAGUUCACAUGAGUUCAAAAAGUUUGCAGAUGAGUGGGGUUUCCGUCACACCACAAGCUCUCCAGAGUAUCCACAAUCAAAUGGAGCUGCCGAGAAAGCAGUUCAGACCGCAAAACGGAUUUUAAAGAAAGCGGCUGCUGACAACAAAGAUCCUUUUGAAGGAUUACUCAAAUACAGGAAUACACCCUUUGAUGACUUAGGUGUGUCUCCAGCUCAGCUGCUAAUGAGUAGGAGAACACGUACCCAACUACCGACUCAUCGACGUUUGCUACUGCCUCAGCCUGUUGACCCAAAUCAAGUUGUGAAGACAUUGAAACAUCGUCAGAGUGUUUCAAAAAAGUAUUAUGAUAGUCAUAGUCAUGAUCUCCCUCCUUUACAAGUUGGAGAUAAGGUGCGUAUCCGUCCAAACCGGGAGGCUGAGUGGAGGAAAGCAGAAGUAUUGCCCCGAUCGUACUUAUUAGGAGAUGAGCGUGGGCGUGUCUUCAGGAGAAAUCGACGAAAAAUCAUUUCAACACCUAAUGAUCAAUCGAUGAGCACAAGUCCUUUUGUUAUACCAGCCAUUCCUCAACUACCACCAGAAAGUACCAACAACCCCACACAGUUAAGCAAUAAUGUGACAGCAUCGCCUACACCACCAAAGUCUUCUGAGAGGCAACACGAGACGACACCGAUGAGCACAGCAUCUGGCAGGGUUAUCAAAAAACCACAAAGACUUAUUGAACAUUGUUAAGAACAUUUAUUGAACACUUAACCUAACACUUUGUUGAGAAGGGAGAUGUUAUAAUAUUAUUUGUUUUGGGCCCCCUGUGGCCCCUUAUUUAUCUUAUGGGCCCCCCGAGGAUAGGGCUCCUCGUUGUCUUAUGUUGUAGUUUUUCACUCGGUAGAUUUGAUUUUGUAGAGCUUUAUUGUACAAAAAACAACCGAAUUUUGAAGUAAACACCAUUUAUUACAAGUUCCUCUUACAAACAAUGGGUUUGAGUGCUGCAAACUCAGCAUAUGCUUGUCUUUGGUGCAAAGUUCACAAGAAAGACAGGUAAAAAUUGUUAAGAAUACUAGGUCUAAGUGACCUACAAUACAAGGUAAUUGUUUUGUAAUUUCCCCAGAGGUGACAUGAGCAAGGAUGAUGAGUAUUAUGAGAAGGACCCACUACGCAGGACCCUACAGGAUAUCAUCGAGUGUGGAAAAA